This is a messenger RNA of Cyprinus carpio (common carp), 3439 nucleotides long. RefSeq names its product sideroflexin-1-like. NCBI's taxonomy places the organism in Eukaryota, Metazoa, Chordata, Actinopteri, Cypriniformes, Cyprinidae. Gene Ontology annotation, cellular component: mitochondrial inner membrane. Gene Ontology annotation, molecular function: monoatomic ion transmembrane transporter activity. Gene Ontology annotation, biological process: monoatomic ion transport; serine import into mitochondrion. The record is from RefSeq and is a predicted model, not a curated record.
CACACAAGAAGUGUCCGUUCAACAUUACGGCCCUCUUCAGGCGGAUUUUCAAGGCGAGACCGGAAGUGCGUUCAGUGUACUGUCACCACGCAGAGGAAAGCGGUGAGCACUGAGAUCAUCUGCUUCAAGGAGUACCUGAACCUUACCUGUGCUGAUCUAGCAAGAAGCUGAUAGGAUGUCUGGAGAUUUGCCUCUGAAUAUCAACAUUAAGGAACCACGAUGGGACCAGGGCACGUUUAUGGGCCGAGCUCAGCACUUCUUCAUGGUGACGGACCCCAGAAAUGUGCUGCUGUCCAGUGAGGUUUUAGAGGAUGCCAGAGUUACUGUGGAGAACUACAGGUUGGGAAUCGUGAAGCCUGGGCUAACAGAAGAUGAACUAUGGAGGGCCAAAUACAUCUAUGACUCUGCUUUCCACCCAGACACAGGAGAGAAAAUGCUGCUAGUUGGACGCAUGUCUGCACAAGUGCCCAUGAACAUGACCAUUACGGGUUGCAUGCUUACCUUUUACAGGACAACCCCAGCAGUGGUGUUCUGGCAGUGGGUAAACCAGUCCUUCAACGCCAUUGUCAACUACACUAACCGCAGUGGAGACGCGGCAAUCACCAUGAAUCAGCUUGGAGCAGCCUACGUUAGUGCUACAACCGGAGCUGUAGUAACAGCCCUUGGACUGAAGUCUCUGGCCAAGCACUUGCCACCUAUUAUGGGGCGUUUUGUUCCAUUUGCUGCAGUGGCAGCAGCAAACUGUAUCAACAUACCCUUCAUGAGACAAAGAGAGCUGAAGUGUGGCAUUCCUGUUACCGAUGCUGAGGGAAAACGUCUCGGAGAAUCAAGUAAAGCUGCUCAGCAAGCCAUCGUACAAGUGGUGGUGUCUCGUAUCGGCAUGGCAGUGCCAGCCAUGGCUAUUCCUCCAGUUAUCAUGAAUGCCUUGGAGAAGAAGGCCUUUAUGAAACGGUUUCCGGUUCUCAAUGCCCCUGUACAAGUUGGACUUGUUGGACUCUGUCUGGUGUUUGCCACUCCGCUGUGCUGUGCUCUGUUCCCACAGAAGAGUUCUAUGAAGGUGAGCAGCCUGGAGCCAGAGCUUCAAGAGAAUAUACGACAAAGCAAUCCGAACAUCACUACUGUUUAUUUUAACAAGGGUCUGUAGAGAGGUCUAGGUUGCAGCCCAUGUUGAUGUCCUCCACUGCACUGGAGGUGAAGGGUAGAACAUAUUUAUUUUUGUUUUAUAUUUUUUUUUGACAGUUUUACCCAUGUCAUUGUAUUAUCCAAAAUGAAGGUCAGAACUUGCUGCUGGAUUUAGUUAAAGAUGCUUGAAUGUUAACUGCUGCAUUGCUUUGCGCCUCCAUCUUGUGUUGACCACACACACGUAGACUUAUUUACCCGUAUAUUCAUUACUUUGAUUUAUACUAGAUUAUCGUAGGCAUGUUGUAUGAAUUUUUUUUUUUUUUUUUUCAUUUCUUGAUGUUUGGCUUGGAACUUUCUAUGAUUUCUAGGUUUGUGACUCAAACGUCGCUCAAAAUUUUCCCAUGUGCGUUGUUACUAAAGACAGUUAAGGAAAUUGGGUUUUCAUCUUUAUUCUGCUAGAAGGAGUAUUUCCACAUUUCAUGCUCCUCUAUGUGCCCAUUAAGUGCACUUACGCAGUGAACGCAGUGUGCUUUACUCUGUACUACAAAAGAAACCUUGAGAUGUGCAAACACUCCUUCAUGAGCACAUCAACAAUUAUCGGGUGACUAUCACUGAUAUCAUUUCCUGCAGGCCAUACUUCAUUAUUUCUGUUUAAGCCUUAUAGACCUGUGUGGUUUGAAGUCAUUGCAAAUGUCUCCAAGACAUCUGGUUGUGUGGAUUGUAGUUUGUGUACUCAAGAAAGGUCAAAAUAAUAUUUAUUGGAAUAUUUAAUACUUAUUAUUAGUAUUUGUGAUUGUAUGAAUAAUUUUCCCAAAUAUGACAGAAUGUGUCUGGGCUUAAAGACAAGCACUACAUAUCUCAGGCAGCAAGAGCAAAUGAUAAGAACAAAGUUUGCUCAUAUUCGAUAGAAAUAUGUUCGGUUGGAGUAUGAAGAAAAAGUUGCUUCAUAUGCCCUGCUUGAUCAUGUAUUAUAUCUCAGACAUGUACAGUUAUGGGAACAACAAUCAGAUUUCUUUAUUGUUUUCAUGGGGGAAUCUAUUAUGUGUUUUAUUAAUAUAUAUGAUGAUGUCAGUCAUAGUAUCUGUAGUAUAUGAUAUAACCAUUAGUUAGUUCACUAGCCUCUGGUCCUGUAACUUGAGCACAUAUGAUCAAACUUGUUUUCCCUGAUGUAUUGUGGUAAUGUUACGGUGUGUAGUUUUGUUGUUUGAAAAAGUUAACAAACCUUUACCGUGGUUUUUUGUUUGUUUGUUUUUAGACUUGUCAUUAUUAGACUUGUCAUCUCAUCAUAUCCUCUAAGAGGCAGUAGAGAUCUGUUGUUUUUGACCUAAGCACUCCAUUGUAGGCAUAUAAUUUCGCCUAAUAUCGAAGCACAUUUAAUGUUACACAGGUACAGUAUGCUGUUGAAAGCAGUCAUGGUUUGAUGCCUGCUUUAUUUAAUGCACAAAUUCCCUGUUACAGUGAUGAUAAUACAAAAACAUGUCUAGGUUUGAUAUAGAGACGUGUUGGAUUUGUUAUGCAAAUAUGACUAUUUGAUUGUGAUUUAUACAAAACUCUGAUUUCUAAUCGGGAUGUCCUGUUACACCAAAUAUCAAGGACCACUUCAGCCACCUAGUGUCAAGACUCGUUCUUCCUUUUAAAAUGCGCAGUGUACCCGCAUAUAAAGUUUGGUUGGUCAUGUAAUGCUCACCAGCAUCACAAUGCUUUAUAGUGAUGCUCAACAUAAUAGACACAGAAUUCCAAACUUAAACCGACAAAUGUUAUACUGUCAGUACUGUCAUAGCAUCCUGACCCAGCUUACUGUCUGUAAUAGCAGCAAUACACCAAAUUAUUAACAAAGGUUGUGUUUCAAGGUCUUUCAAAUAUUUUAUGAUUUUAAAUUGCACUAGACCACUGACAAUGUUUAUAGGAUGUAAAACCAUAAUGUUGUAAUUGUACAGAUUUAAUAUCAUGUUAAUGAACUUACAGUGAUCAUGUUACUUUAUAUAUGCAGUUAUAACAUUAUGGUUGUCCAUUAAAUUGUCUUAUGUCAAAACAAAAUAUAGACUGUCACACCAAAUAAGACCUCGCCAAAAGAAAACUGAUUCACUGCACAUAUGCUUGAUGCUCGGAGCACAAUUUAUUGAUCGGUCUCCUUUAGUAUGAAAAGUGCAAGUGCAAUAAUUGGGUUGAUGUACUUGCAUGUUAAGGAAGACCCACUUAAGCAGUUAUUGUAUAUGUUAUUAUUGGUGCUUAUUGUUUUAUUUUUCCAGCGUUUUAUAUUGUUUUGUUAAAUCAUUGUAUUUUAUCUGGAACAAUGUAAUAAAGAUAUUAAACUACA